AUGGAAGGUACAAAGCUCUUUGCCGAGGCUUCAAACAUCCCUUUCAGGUUAUUACAGGGAGGCAUGGACUGCAAAGAAUUUGUUGUAUACAACGAUAACGUGUUUUGCUUGACAGGCAGAAACACACUAAUUGCUUUAUCUUCGGGUGAGGAAUAUGAGUUUUACGGAGACAUACUGAGUAUGGGGAUCCAUGAGCAUUAUAUAUAUUUGGUGUUCAACACUUCGAAGGUUAUUGUCUUUGAUGCAAUCUGUAGAGAAGUCGUGGUCAAUUUCCGAGAAAUGGAUGGAUGCAUCAAGAAGGCGAUGAUAAGCAGCUCGGGAAUAUACCUUCUAGGUUUCGAUGGGUAUUUGUAUAGAUCGACAUUUGAGGACAUAAGAUAUGCCAAGGAUACUAGUGUGUACGGAACAAAGGGUGAAUCAAUUAUACAAGACUUCUGGGUUAGAGACGAUUCUAUCUUUUAUGUUACUCAUUAUGGCCAUAUUUGCAAAGACUCCGAUGUGAUAUUGAAGGUUUUUGAUACGGUGACUUUGAUAGUGCCCCAUAAGGAAUACUUGUAUAUAGUGACUGAGGGAAACUUACUUCUGAAAUACGACGUUGUCAGAUCGAGUAUUCUCUUCAAGGAGAAUAUUGGGAAUUCCAAAGUUAUUGGUGAUGGGGUUAUAGGAUGUAACGGAAUGGCAAUAGAUCUUUACAAAGAGAUUUUUAUGAAGGUCCCGAAGGAUACAAGGUGGGUUAGGCGUCAUGACAAGAUUAUAUACAUCUCGACGAUAUCUGGGAUUUUCUCUGGAAGCCUUAAUGAUUAA
Molecule: messenger RNA, 804 nt
Organism: Encephalitozoon romaleae SJ-2008
Lineage: Eukaryota; Fungi; Microsporidia; Unikaryonidae
Exons: 1
Coding region: 1-804 (267 amino acids)
Source: RefSeq, a predicted model, not a curated record